AUGCUGGAUGGCCAAUCCCAGGUAGUCCUGGAGGGUACCCGCCCGGGGGACCUCCUGCAUUCCCUUGGAUCGGCAAUCGAGUCCAAUCGACAGCCAUUCUGCACUGAUAGCGAGGGCUGGGGUCCCUUCAGCUCAUCGAGGUUCGAUCUGACGCCAUGCUUCCUCGACGUGGUCGUGGCCGUAGUGGCUGUAUGGGGUACGCUUAGUGGACUGGGUGCCUUGUGGCUGUUGUUGAAGAAGCGGAUUCCUCAGCCUGUGUCCAAGAACUGGCACUUCUACACCAAGUUGGUCGUACUCGCUGCUAUCAUCGCUGUCACAGCUCUGCAAGCUGCUAUCCAAAUCGAAUCGCAGCCGAAAGCCUUCUACGCCGACUUCCGCUUCUGGUCCUCCGUAACGACCAUAGUAUCGCUCGGUGUGAUAACCUCUGUGCAAUACCUUGAGCAUUGGCGGAGUAGACAGCCCAACGGAGUUGUACUCUUCUACUGGCUCUUCUUCAUCAUCGCAUACGCGGUCAAGUUGCGCUCAUUGGUCGCGCGCAAAGGAUAUGUCGGCGAACUUCCUUAUUUCGUCUGCGUCAAUGUGGCCCUUGGACUCGCGUUGUUCGAGUUCGUGCUCGAAUACUUCGUCCCCAAGAAGCAAAGCGCAUAUGAUGCUCUUGGCGACGAGGAUGAAUGUCCAUACAACUAUGCAGAUAUCUUCUCCGUUCUCACAUUUGGCUGGAUGACCCCAAUGAUGAAAUUCGGAUACAACAACUAUCUUACCCAGGAUGAUCUCUGGAAUCUCCGGCGUCGCGAUACGACUCGAGCCACUGGAGGCGAUCUGAAGGCCUCGUGGGAGGAACAGCUCGAGACAAAGAAGCCUUCCUUGUGGAUUGCACUCUUCAAGGCCUUUGGUGGUCCCUAUGUUCGUGGAGCAAUCAUCAAAUCCGGGAGCGAUAUCCUUGCUUUUGUGCAGCCACAACUCCUUCGGUUGCUCAUUUCCUUCAUUGAUUCGUACCGAGGAUCCGAGCCGCAACCUGUGAUCAGGGGUAUUGCAAUUGCAUUGUCUAUGUUCAUCGUUUCCGUCUGCCAGACGAGCUUCCUUCACCAGUACUUCCAGCGUGCUUUCGACACCGGUAUGAGAGUCAAAUCAGCCUUGACAGCCAUGAUCUACGCCAAGUCGUUGAAGUUGUCUAACGAAGGACGGUCGACCAAGACCACCGGUGACAUUGUUAACCACAUGGCUGUUGAUCAACAACGUCUGUCAGAUCUGACCCAGUUCGGUACUCAGCUCAUCUCUGCUCCAUUCCAAAUCACUCUGUGCAUGGUCUCUCUCUACCAACUCGUAGGACCCAGCAUGUUUGCCGGUGUUGGUGUGAUGAUUCUCAUGAUCCCUCUCAAUGGAGUCAUUGCUCGGGCCAUGAAGAAGCUGCAAAUUGUUCAGAUGAAGAACAAGGAUUCGAGAACCCGACUGAUGACCGAGAUUCUCAACAACAUCAAGAGUAUCAAGCUUUAUGCUUGGAACACGGCUUUUAUGAACAAACUCAGCCAUAUUCGAAACGAUCUUGAGUUGAACACUCUUCGCAAAAUCGGAGCUACCCAAUCUGUUGCCAACUUCACCUGGCAGUCUACUCCGUUCCUCGUCUCCUGCUCUACGUUCACCGUAUUUGUGUUGACGAGCGACAAGCCUCUCACUACCGAGAUUGUGUUCCCUGCUUUGACACUAUUCAAUUUGCUGACUUUCCCGCUUUCCAUCUUGCCCAUGGUCAUCACAUCCAUUAUCGAAUCUUCCGUCGCCGUGAAGCGCUUGAUGGACUACUUCACCGCAGAGGAACUGCAGACCGAUGCUGUCGAAUUCCAAGAUCCUGUCGCGCACCUCGGUGACGAGGCCGUUCGCGUUCGCGAUGCCUCCUUCACUUGGAACAGACACGAGGGAGUCAAUGUUCUGGAGAACAUCGAUCUCAGUGCCCGGAAGGGCGAGCUCAGCUGUAUUGUUGGGCGGGUUGGCUCCGGAAAAUCUUCCCUUCUACAGUCAUUGCUCGGCGAUCUGUGGAAGACUCAGGGUGAGGUAGUCGUACGUGGCCGUGUCGCGUACGUAGCCCAGGCACCCUGGGUCAUGAACGCUAGCGUCCGGGAGAACAUCGUGUUUGGGCACCGCUGGGACCCAGCAUUUUAUGACCUCGCCGUUGAAGCUUGUGCCCUGCUUGAUGAUUUCAAGAAUUUGCCCGAUGGUGACCAAACGGAAGUCGGAGAACGUGGAAUCUCGCUCUCCGGUGGUCAAAAGGCUCGAUUGACUCUUGCCAGAGCUGUCUACGCCCGCGCCGAUAUCUAUCUUUUGGACGACAUUCUGUCGGCAGUUGAUCAGCACGUCGGUCGCCACAUAAUUAACAAGGUUCUUGGAAAGACAGGUCUGCUUAGUGGUAAGACCAGAAUCCUUGCCACAAAUGCAAUCACUGUGCUCAAGGAGGCCGACUUCAUCGGUUUGCUGCGGGACAAAACUAUUAUCGAGGAAGGAACAUAUGAGCAACUCAUGGCCAUGAAGGGCGAAAUUGCUAAUCUAGUUCGCACUACCAUGGCUGACUCAGAUGACGAAGGCACGGUUAGUGGCUCGGAAGAUCUUGCGAGCCUUGAAAGCUCUGUCACGACCACCAUUGUUCAGAAUGGUGGUUCGUCGGACAGUGAAGAGGCAGAGCAGCCUGGUGAUCUGAUCCCCAUCCGCAGUGGUCCACACGGAGAAGCACGGAGACGAACAUCCACUGUCACGCUGCGUCGUGCAAGCACCGUCAGUUGGCAGGGCCCUCGACGCAAGCUGGGAGAUGAGGAGAACGUUCUCAAAAGCAAACAGACGCAAGAAACAUCACAGCAGGGCAAGGUUAAAUGGGAUGUGUACGGCCAAUAUGCCAAGGACAGCAACAUCACGGCCGUCGGGUUCUAUCUGUUUGCCAUGUUGGCUGCUCAAACUGCCCAGGUUGUUGGCAACUUCUGGCUGAAGAGCUGGACCGAAGCCAACGAAGCCAAAGGAAGCAAUGCCGACGUCGGCAAAUUCAUUGGUGUCUACUUGGCUCUUGGUCUGGGUUCAUCCCUUUUGGUCAUCUUACAAAACCUGAUCCUCUGGAUUUUCUGCUCCAUCGAGGCAUCCCGCAAGCUUCACGAGAGAAUGGCGUUCGCUAUCUUCCGCUCUCCCAUGAGCUUCUUUGAGACCACCCCCUCUGGUAGAAUCCUCAACCGUUUCUCCAGUGACAUCUACAGAGUCGAUGAGGUACUUGCUCGCACCUUCAACAUGCUGUUCGCAAACUCUGCUCGCGCGAUCUUCACCAUGGUUGUCAUUGCUACUUCUACCCCGGCCUUCCUCAUCUUCGUUAUUCCCCUGAGUUAUAUCUAUCUCAGCUACCAGAAGUACUACCUUCGAACUUCCCGCGAGUUGAAGCGCCUGGACAGUGUCACCCGAAGCCCGAUUUUCGCCCAUUUCCAGGAGUCCCUGGGUGGCGUCUCAACUAUUCGUGCUUACCGACAGGAGAAUCGCUUCACGCUCGAGAACGAAUGGCGCAUGGACGCCAAUCUGCGCGCAUACUUCCCAUCCAUCAGCGCUAAUCGCUGGCUUGCUGUUCGCCUCGAGUUCAUUGGUUCAAUCAUUAUUCUUGCAUCCGCCGGACUUGCCAUCACAUCGGUUGCUACGGGUAGUCGCCUUUCUGCAGGCAUGGUCGGUCUGGCCAUGUCGUACGCCCUUCAGAUCACCCAGUCCCUGAACUGGAUUGUCCGUCAGACGGUCGAGGUUGAGACUAACAUCGUGUCGGUCGAGCGAGUCCUCGAGUAUGCCAAUCUGCCAAAUGAGGCCCCUGAUGUGAUUUUCAAGCGCCGCCCUGCCAUUGGAUGGCCCGCCCAAGGUGCUGUCUCUUUCAACGACUACAGCACCCGCUAUCGCCCUGGAUUGGAUCUUGUGCUCAAGGAUGUCAAUCUGGACAUUAAGCCCAAAGAGAAGAUCGGUGUUGUUGGCCGAACGGGUGCUGGAAAGAGUUCGCUUACUCUGGCUCUCUUCCGUAUUAUCGAGGGUGUCAAUGGAAACAUUGGCAUUGACGGCCUCGACAUCUCUACCAUCGGUUUGACUGACCUUCGUGGCCGCCUCGCCAUCAUUCCCCAAGAUCCUGCCAUGUUCGAAGGUACUCUUCGUGACAACCUGGAUCCUCGUCAUGUUCAUGAUGAUACUGAACUGUGGAGCGUACUGGACCAUGCAAGGUUGAAGGACCAUGUUUCCCAGAUGGAAGGCCAACUUGAUGCUCAGAUACAGGAAGGAGGCUCCAAUCUGAGUCAAGGACAGCGUCAGCUGGUGAACCUCGCCCGCGCCCUCUUGACUCCCAGCAAUAUCCUUGUUCUGGACGAGGCAACUGCUGCCGUUGAUGUCGAAACCGAUGCACUCCUGCAGCGCACCUUGCGCAGCAGCGUCUUCUCCGAUCGAACUAUUAUUACAAUUGCGCACCGCAUCAACACUAUCAUCGACUCAGAUCGCAUUGUCGUUCUAGACAAGGGGCGAGUGGCUGAGUUCGACACCCCCGCAGAGCUGAUCAAACGCGGCGGCAAAUUCUACGAGUUGGCCAAGGAGGCCGGUCUGCUUGACAGCGACGGCUCCAUCUCACAAGCGUUGUAA
Messenger RNA from Penicillium olsonii, 4620 nucleotides. NCBI's taxonomy places the organism in Eukaryota, Fungi, Ascomycota, Eurotiomycetes, Eurotiales, Aspergillaceae. The record is from the annotation of a GenBank genome assembly.